This is a messenger RNA of Aureococcus anophagefferens, 210 nucleotides long. RefSeq lists its product as hypothetical. NCBI's taxonomy places the organism in Eukaryota, Pelagophyceae, Pelagomonadales, Pelagomonadaceae. The record is from RefSeq and is a predicted model, not a curated record. Gene Ontology annotation, molecular function: ubiquitin protein ligase binding. The annotation marks the transcript as partial. The transcript has a single exon. Gene Ontology annotation, biological process: protein ubiquitination; ubiquitin-dependent protein catabolic process. Gene Ontology annotation, cellular component: cullin-RING ubiquitin ligase complex.
GAGGACCGCCAGUACGCCGUCGACGCGACGAUCGUCCGCGUCAUGAAGGCGCGCAAGACGCUGAGCCACGCCGCGCUCCUCGGCGACGUCUUCGCCCAGCUCAAGCGGCCCGCGUCGACGGCGGACGUCAAGGCGCGCGUCGAGAGCCUCAUCGAGCGGGAGUACCUCGAGCGCGACCCGCGCGACGCGGGCGUCUAUAACUACCUGGCC